UUUUCCACUCAAACUCAAUUACCUUCCUCCUCAAGAAAAAAAAAAAAAAGAAACUCUUACUUAUUAUAGUUUUUAAGCUUCCAAGCUUUCAAAAAUGGCGUUACCUAAUGACUCUUCAGCUUUAGAGUUCAUCAAAAAUCAUUUGUUUAGUGAACUUUCUCCUAUAGGUUCAAAUUUUAGCUUUAAUUUCAGUUUUAACAAUGGAAAUAAUAUUAAUAAUUUUGAUGUUGAUAAUCAUGAAUCAAAUUCUCUGUGUUCUCAAUCGUCUAUUGAUAGUUCUUCAACCUCGUUUUCCUUUGGUGGACAACAGAAGCAGCAGCAGAGUUCCGCCUUGAUCAAGGAGGAGCAGAAUUUUGAUUUCGACUUCGAUUUUGAUCUCGGUUUCUCAAAAUUUGAGACGAAAACGAAGGAAGAUGAUAAUCAGAUGACGUCAUCACCGACGUUCUCCAGUGGAUCAAAGUCGAAGUUUAGUGAGAGGAAGCCAUCGAUGAAAAUCGCGGUUCCGGCACAGACUAAGAAGUUCGAGGUUGUCGAGUUCGUUCCUGAGUCAACUCAGCAAGUGAACACUGAGUCGACUCAGCGAGUUGAGGAGGAAACACGUAGGCACUAUAGAGGAGUAAGGAGAAGGCCGUGGGGAAAGUACGCAGCAGAAAUUAGGGAUCCGAACAAGCGCGGGUCACGAGUUUGGCUUGGAACUUAUGAAACUGCAAUCGAAGCAGCCCGAGCUUAUGAUAGGGCUGCUUUCAAGCUUCGCGGUGCAAAAGCGAUUCUUAAUUUCCCGCUUGAAAUCGCGAAGACUGUGGAGAUGUCUGAAGUCAAUAACACCGCCUCAAGUGGCGGCGUUGACAGCGGAAACAGAAAGAGAAAGGCAGUAGAGGAUAAAGUUGAGGUGGUUGAGGUAAAAAAAGAGAAAGUUGAGCAAUCGACAAAUACGAUGUCGUAUGGAUUUGAAGAUUUAGGACCGUUGACACCGUCAAAUUGGACGGCGUUUUGGGAUUUGGAUGUGAAGUCAGGAAACGGAGUUUUCACUAUCCCUCCUUUGUCGCCGUUAUCUCCCCAUCCAUCAAUAGGUUACUCUCAGCUUGCAGUUAAUUAAGUUAAUUACUACAGUACUAAUAAUUAAGUACUUAAUCAGGGAUUAAGGAUAUAUAAUCCAUUCCAAUGCAAUGUUCUGAGUAAGAAAAUUCCUAAAAAAGGAAUAAAAAAAAAGUAAUGUAAUUUUGAUUUUCUUAUUAGAAGUAGAUACCGUUAAGAAAGUGCUGUAUGUAAAUAGCGAACCAACGGCCUCUGUUUUUGGAUUUCGAUAUUCAUUUCAUUGGUUUAUUUAAUUAAAAGCUUGUUUAAUUAAACGUUUGUAA
This is a messenger RNA of Amaranthus tricolor (Joseph's coat), 1358 nucleotides long. RefSeq names its product ethylene-responsive transcription factor ERF105-like. The transcript has a single exon. Gene Ontology annotation, molecular function: DNA binding; DNA-binding transcription factor activity. The coding region runs from base 95 to 1096 and encodes 333 amino acids. Lineage: Eukaryota; Viridiplantae; Streptophyta; Magnoliopsida; Caryophyllales; Amaranthaceae. Gene Ontology annotation, biological process: regulation of DNA-templated transcription; ethylene-activated signaling pathway. The record is from RefSeq and is a predicted model, not a curated record.